CUGUAAGUUACACAGAAACCCCACCUCGAAGUGGCGGCUGCGCUGAGAGACGCAGUGCAGUUCAUUCCCCUUUCCUAGCCGCUCUAGUGUCCCGGUUACAGCAGAUUAGCUCGUCAUGAGUGACAACGAGAAGGAGUUUGUGGAGCGGGUGCGUGAGAUUGGUCUUUUUAUUACUGGUUUUUCUUUAAGCGAGCUUAGUUCAUCAGACGCGAACUUUGUCCGUUAAUGGUGGAAGUCUUUGUGUAGGCCGGAGCUAAGCUAACCCAGCUAGCAGACGUGCUAACCUGUUUCGCUCCGAGCUAACCAGCUAGCUACGUUAGCGAAGCAUCCAGUUUCAUCAACUUUGUUUCCCCCAGAUUUCUCCGGUUGUGUGUUUCAAACGUCGUUAUCUGUUAAAACUCGGUUAUUUGGAGCUAACGUGUGUUGGGAAAGCUGGGCGGCGCGUCGUUUAGCUUAGCGUAGUUUAGCUAGGCUGUGCUAGCCACGCUGCCCGACGUCACGGCGGGACUUUAUUUGUCGUUAAUCUGACGAGACGUUUUAAUUUCCGCCCGUUUACUGUGUGAAAACCUGUUAUCAGUGGCCAUCUGAGCUGUGACCACUCGAUAAUGAGCUGGGGAGCUUUUUCUAGCGAGGCUGAAGUCGGCCGCCUGUUCGCGUUUUCCCGCCCCACCUUAAAUCGUGCGGUUUUUAAGGUGGAACGGGGAAAUUCGAACAGGAAGCUGGCUAAUAGGACUCGAGCUUCAGCCUCGUCUCGAUAAUUAGCUUUUCUAAUCCUCUCCGAGUUAAGCCGAGCUGCUCCCGGUGAGGUACAAAGCGACGAAUUCUCCAGCAACCGUUAAACCGUCGCUGAUGUCAGUGAUUUGGUGCGAAAUGGUUUUAUUGAAACUUACUGGAUUCCUUACAGUGGUGCUGAUAAGAGCCAGAGGUCACAGCCGUUACAUGACAAGCAUAGCCGAGAAUCAAAGCCAACCUAGAAGUGUCUUUUGAGGGUUUAUAUGUAAUCCUGAGAGCGGUGCAAUAGUAGUAAAUAUGGGGGGGAAAGUGUUCUUGUGGGAUUACUGUGUCUUUUAACAGCCUACAGUAGUGGCAAACAAUAAUAAUAAUAAUAAUAGUAUGCAAUUUUUUUUGAGGGGGGGGUAUUUUGAAUUACAACGCCCAGUGUGCACCUUUCUCCUAUGAAUAGUUCAAAUCUGUUUUAGACCUUAUUGUUUGAAAGCAUCUCUAAAUCAUUGUAAAACAGCUUCUCCCGUUUCGCACAACAAGUUUCAGGGAGGGGAGUCAGAUGUGUGGUUCCUAUCACCACCACUGUGAACGAUCCUGGCCUAGUAAGUUUCUCCAGAACGGAGCAUUUCACAUCAAACUCUGGACGUCUUUAUUCACAUCUGAACUUUUUAAUUUUGCAGACAUAUUUACAAAUGGGAAGGAUUCUGAUUUGAGUUCUGCCCCAGGAUAGUGCGUGUAAUUCUCUCUGUUUAGUCUUAAAGUUAAUGUUUAAGGAUGUUCACUGACUACAUUUAGUACAGUGAGGUGAAACACCCAUGUGAAUCAUUUUGAUUACGUGUAAACUCCGUAGUUUUCUUCUUAUUCAAAAUUUAUAUUUAGUUAAAAGAUUGGAUGUAACUUACUGUGUUAAGUAGUUGCUUUUUAGCCAUUAGGCUUGAUUAAUUUUUGCUUAGGGAAGCUCUGAAAACAUAUGAACCAAAGGAAAUUAACAUUCCACAUAUGGACAUUAACGCUGACGGGUUUACCUCAAGUACAUCAAGACAAUGAAUACAACUUGGCUGUAUACAGGUUAAGGUGCGAAGAAUGAAAAUGUGGACGAAGUCAAAUGUCAAGUUUUUUUUACUUUUUUUUAUUGAGGCUGAAUUUUGAGAGUGCAUGCUUAUUCGGUGUGGCGAGAAGUUCUAAGAAGUUCCCCUCGUGUAGAGUGUUGUGACAUUGGGAGCAAUGAAUAUUCAAGAUGCAAAGAAGUCAGAAAUAAGAAACGGAAGAAAGAAGAACAGAAUGUUGGUUGAAGUUGUGAAGUUAAUCUCAGAAGUGUUCGGGUGGAUAAGAUGAAACAGGGCUAAGUAAUUUGCAUUAGUCUGUUCUGUCUGAAUACAAAUCUCUCUCUUUCAUACACUUUGCAUGCUACUGUUUCUACAAUAAUGACAAAGUAUUCUGAUGCCAGACAUAGAUAAAAUGUUCCUUUUGUAAUCUUCCAUGGUCGACUGUAAUAGAAUCAGUCCAGCUUCUUCUGUGUCAGCAUGCUUAGUCAAUUUGUAGACCUGUUCUCAACAACAAUGCAUUUUAUAUUUCAACAUGCUUAGCCAACAUGAAGCCUGGAGUCAUGGCAGUCAAUUCUGUUUGUCAACAUGCUUAUCCAGUAAACAGGCCUGGAGCCAUGACUUGAUGCAUGGAAAGUUCUCUCUGUUGUGGUGCUAAUCUGCUUGGAUCUGUGCAGGAGUCCCGAUCCAGGAGCCAGAGUCUGAAGGCCUCCGCAAAAUCGAACAGCGGAUCUCCACGUCAGUCCCCAGCAGGAUCUAAAGAUGGUUCCCGUCGCUCCAGAUCCAAAUCCCGCUCCAGGUCCAGAUCCAAGUCCAGGUCUCGUUCCCGGCGGAGCUCACGGCGGCACUACUCUCGUUCAUAUUCGCGCUCUCGUUCGCGCUCUCACUCUCGCCGCCGCCACUCGCGCAGUCGCUCAUACAGCCGUGAGUACCGCCGCCGCCGCAGCCACAGCCACUCGCCGAUGUCCAACCGCAGACGCCACGUGGGCAACCGGGCAAACCCUGACCCUAACUGCUGCCUGGGAGUGUUUGGCCUAAGCCUGUACACCACAGAGAGAGAUUUGAGAGAGGUCUUCUCCAAAUACGGCCCCCUGUCCAGCGUCACCAUCGUCUAUGACCAGCAAUCACGCCGGUCACGAGGCUUCGCGUUCGUUUACUUUGAGAACAGGGAGGACUCCAAGGAGGCAAAAGAGCGUGCCAACGGCAUGGAGCUGGAUGGACGGCGGAUCAGAGUGGACUUUUCUAUUACUCAGAGACCACACACUCCCACGCCUGGUAUCUACAUGGGAAGACCCACCUACAGUGGGGGAGGAAGACCCAGCAUCUCCACCAGCCGCUCCAGGGAUUAUUACGAUCGUGGCUACGAUCGAGGGUAUGACCGCGGCUAUGAGCGCUAUGAUGACCGAGAAUACUACAGAUCGUACAGGCGCAGGUCUCCGUCACCCUACUACAACCGCGGAGGAUACAGAUCGCGCUCUCGGUCGCGGUCAUACUCCCCACGGCGUUACUGAAGAAGCAGACGUCUGUGUCCAUUGAGCAGGGGUGAUUGUUUUUAUUCUUAUGAAUGAUGAAUAAUGGAGAGAGUUUUUGUUUUCUUUUUGUUCGGUUUGAGUUCUUGUAUUUUAAGUGACUUCGAUUUUAGUUAGUUUAAUAGUCUUCCUGUCCAUAGGUCUUGUGUAUGAUGAGCUGUGUUGGACCUUGUACUUUCCUUACGAAGUGCUUGUAGUCAUUAACUUCCAAACCUGUUUGGCUACAAGCCCUGUUUUGGUGAUCUGUUCAUCUUGAGGUCUGUGUAGGGUACUGUCUCAACAUCUUGGGACUCUUAAAGAAGCAGGAUUUCAAACUUCUGUUUUGUUUUAGAUGUUCAAUGACAAGGUCACUUUUUCUUCUUUUUCUGUUGGACAGUUUUUAGCUUAAGCUUAAAAGAAUAAGCAAGCUAAAAGGAAAACCAGGAUUUUUCAACUUAAUCUUUUUUUUAUGUAUCUGGAUUGUACCAUGACAAUUUCCUGUGCUUAGAAAAAUGAGAGAACCCAAUGAGAACUCGCUUGUAAUAGAAUCCAAAGGGCAGUUGUUAAAUACUUGUGUGGCUAACAGGAUUUUGAAACUACAGUUAUUACACUCUUAACAAUGCCGGUCUUAUGCUGCAUUAACAUGUUGGUGGUAGGCAGUCGACAGCAAACUGGAUAUUCCGUUGUAGAAUAAUGGAUAAUUGUGGAAUGUCCUGUCAAGAUUUUCCCCCAAGUUUUUGGUAAAAUAUACCGGAUCUUGUUUGUUGUUGACAUUGCUGAAGUCUCCUCUGAUAAUCAUCUAUUUUGCUGGUGAUGCUGUCACCAUGGCAACGUUUUCAUGACUGUCAUGUUCAACUCUGAGCCAUGGAGUAACGUUUGUUUUCAAUGAUAACAUGUCAACACAGCGUUGAGAAGAUGGACAUGAGAGAAUGUCAUCUUCUAAGGUUUAAUCCAUGGUACCGCUGGAGUAAACUGUGCCCACACCACUGUGUUGGUAAAGUUAGUUCCUUCCUCUCUGAAACAACUACAAACAAUGAAUUAUACCGACUUUCAGUUUCAUCUACAGAUGCUUUUGACUAAAGUGCUCUACCAAAAUGUUUACUGUCAGAAUUCAACAACUGCCGAUUGGCUUCUAUUUUAAGUGCCCUUCGUCAAUGCAUUUUCACUUUUUUUACCCUGAAGUACAGACAAAUGUGUCAAGAUUAUCGUCUGCAGUAAUUGACUACAUGCUUAUAGAUGCAGCAGAUAGAGAUUAGGUUAAAAAAUCUGCGUGUCCUCCUUUUAAAUAUGUCAGGGCUGCUGUUGGUCAGCACAGCAAUACCUGUAUUUAGAAGGAAUGGCCAGUUUCUCAGAUCACAUGUAAAUGUCUAUUAUGUUGUCCCCACUGAAAGAAUAAACAUGACAUUUUACAA
Messenger RNA from Pygocentrus nattereri (red-bellied piranha), 4686 nucleotides. RefSeq names its product transformer-2 protein homolog beta-like. Gene Ontology annotation, cellular component: spliceosomal complex. Gene Ontology annotation, molecular function: RNA binding. Gene Ontology annotation, biological process: positive regulation of mRNA splicing, via spliceosome. Lineage: Eukaryota; Metazoa; Chordata; Actinopteri; Characiformes; Serrasalmidae. The record is from RefSeq and is a predicted model, not a curated record. Bases 2396 to 3277 code for a protein of 293 amino acids. The transcript is spliced from 8 exons.